GCAGGAGCAGGCAGACACAGAGGCUCCGCCAGGAGAAGGGAGUGCUCUCAGGCCGGUCCACACGCUGAAGGUCAGGAUGGUUCUGAGCGGGGCCCUGUGCUUCCGAAUGAAGGACGCAGCACUGAAGGUGCUCUAUCUGCAGGACAACCAGCUGCUGGCCGGUGGGACGCAUGCAGGGAAGGCCAUGAAAGGUGAGGAGAUCAGCGUUGUCCCCAAUCGGUUUCUGGACGUCAGCCUUUCUCCAGUCAUCCUGGGCGUCCAGGGAGGGAGCCAGUGUCUGUCCUGUGGGACGGGGCAGGAACCGACUCUGAAACUAGAGCCGGUGGACAUCAUGGAGCUCUACCGCGGCCCCGGCGACUCCAAGGGCUUCACCUUCUACAGGCGGGACACGGGGCUCACCUCGAGCUUCGAGUCGGCCGCCUUCCCGGGCUGGUUCCUCUGCACUGCGCCUGAAGCCGACCAGCCCCUCAGGCUCGCCCAGCUCCCGGAGGACGGGGCCUGGGACCACCCCAUCGCAGAGUUCUACUUCCAGCAAUGUGACUAG
Molossus molossus (Pallas's mastiff bat) is the source of this 544-nucleotide messenger RNA. It is a transcript of the gene IL36RN, whose product is annotated as interleukin 36 receptor antagonist. Gene Ontology annotation, biological process: cellular response to lipopolysaccharide; inflammatory response to antigenic stimulus. The record is from RefSeq and is a predicted model, not a curated record. Lineage: Eukaryota; Metazoa; Chordata; Mammalia; Chiroptera; Molossidae. Gene Ontology annotation, molecular function: interleukin-1 receptor binding; cytokine activity. The transcript has 5 exons. Bases 77 to 544 code for a protein of 155 amino acids.